UUCUCUGCAUUUAUAUUCCUUCUUAGCUCGGAGAGAAAACCCCCACUGCCCCCCUGACAUUCGCUCCUCUCAAUUGACUUCCCUCUCUUUCCACUCUCUCGCAGACUCUCUCUCUCUCAUCUCCUCUUUAAAUACCCACUUCAUCCCACUUCAGGAAUUCCUCUCAAAGAAAACAGAGCAUUACAGAACCAAGAAACAGGGGAAGCAUCGAAGAGAGCCACUGAACAGAGUCUCCUCUCUCUCUCUCUCUCUCUCUCUCUCGCUCGCUCGCUCGCUCGCUUCACCUUCCCCAUCCAUUUCUUGGUUUUCUUGUAAAAAGAAACAAACAUGGGUUCGGUUUCUUGCGGAGACCAAGAACUGGAAGACAACCAAAGAACGGACCAGCCUCUGUUCGUGGAAGUGGAAGGGCCCAUCAUCGUCGGCGCAGGGCCCUCCGGCCUUGCCGUCUCGGCCUGCCUCUCCGAGCACGGAGUCCCUUCCCUCAUCCUGGAGAAAAGCGACUGCAUCGCCUCCCUCUGGCAAAAAUGGACCUACGAUCGCCUCAAGCUCCACCUGCCCAAGCGGUUCUGCGAGCUCCCUCUCCUCCGCUUCCCUAAAAACUUUCCAAAGUACCCGACGAAGCAGCAGUUCGUCUCCUACCUGGAGUCCUACGCUUCGCACUUCAAGAUCGAGCCCAUCUUCAAUCAGACGGUCCAGAGCGCCGAGUUCGACGAGUCUUGCGGGCUGUGGAGGGUCCGUACCCGGGAGGGGCUCGAGCGCAGGUCGAGGUGGCUCGUGGUGGCCACGGGGGAGAAUGCCGAGCCGGCGACGCCGGACGUGGACGGGCUCGAGAGGUUCCAGGGGCGGGUCGUCCACACGAGCCGGUACAAGUCGGGGUUGGAGUUCGAGGGCGAGCGGGUGUUGGUGGUAGGCUGCGGCAAUUCCGGUAUGGAGGUCAGCUUGGACCUGUGCAGGAGCAAUGCCAUUCCUCACAUGGUGGUUCGCAGCACUGUACAUGUCCUGCCCAGAGAAAUGCUUGGGCUCUCAACGUUUGGAGUGGCCAUGGCGCUGCUCAAAUGGCUCCCUCUAAGAUUAGUGGACAAGAUCCUCCUCCUGAUUGCCAACAUCACCUUGGGCAACACCGACCGGUUGGGCCUCCGGCGGCCCAAGACCGGGCCGCUCGAGCUCAAGAACGUCACCGGAAAGACCCCCGUCCUCGACGUCGGCGCCCUGGCGCAGAUAAAGUCCGGCAAAAUCAAGGUGGUGAAAGAAGUGAAGAAGAUAACUAAGAAUGGGGCCAAGUUCCUGGAUGGGCAGGAGGAGAAGUUUGAUUCUAUAAUCUUGGCAACUGGGUACAAGAGCAAUGUCUCUAGUUGGCUCAAGGGGGGUGAUUUCUUUACCAAGGAAGGUAUGCCCAAGACACCAUUUCCGAAUGGUUGGAAAGGGGAUGACGGGCUGUACACCGUCGGAUUCACGAGGAGAGGCAUCCUCGGGACGGGCUGUGAUGCGAUCAAGAUUGCCGGAGACAUCGCCGAUCAGUGGAGAUCAAGCGUCAAGGAAAGCAACCAAGAUCUGCAUAAUUCCCACAUUAUCCACCUCCAAAAAUCAUGAUCGACCGACCCCAAAAAUUUAACAAGAAGAAAAAAAAGACAAAAACAGAAGAAAAUUACUUGAACUUCCUGAAAAAGGCCAAAGAAAAAAGAAAGAAAGAAGAAACCAUGCCAUAUGGAGCAACGCCGGAGUCAAGCUAGGGUUUGGCGAGUUUGUAUUUAUUCUUCCCUUAGGCUUGAGCUUUCCCCUUUUUUUUUGGCCCUUUUUUCGUCGUCUCUUAUCUUGCUACAUUCGGUUCUUGCUGUAAAUACUCCAAUUUUGCUAGCUCUGUCUGUAUUUUUGUCCACCUUAUGUGAUCCGAAAAAAGAGAAGUGUUUGAGCGAUUUCUGCAGCCUGUGCACCAUGGAAUGGGGUUUGGUCCAGAUUAAAGAGAGGAGCAUGCAAGGCUUCCAUCACCAUGAAAGCGCUCGUUCGCAAAGUAGUACUGUUGCUGCACGUGCCUUCGCUGACAGAGAAAGCCUUUUAUACGCUACGACGACCGAAAGGGAGACGAAGGCCAAAUGCUUCUGCAUCCAAAAUCCGAUAUCUCCUUGCUAGCUGGGCCGAUCAGGUCUCCCGCUAAAGGAAGCUCCGGAUCAGG
Molecule: messenger RNA, 2170 nt
Organism: Eucalyptus grandis
Lineage: Eukaryota; Viridiplantae; Streptophyta; Magnoliopsida; Myrtales; Myrtaceae
Product: probable indole-3-pyruvate monooxygenase YUCCA4
Exons: 4
Coding region: 328-1590 (420 amino acids)
Biological process (GO): auxin biosynthetic process
Molecular function (GO): flavin adenine dinucleotide binding; monooxygenase activity
Source: RefSeq, a predicted model, not a curated record